Molecule: messenger RNA, 3267 nt
Organism: Plutella xylostella (diamondback moth)
Lineage: Eukaryota; Metazoa; Arthropoda; Insecta; Lepidoptera; Plutellidae
Source: RefSeq, a predicted model, not a curated record
UUUUGAUUCCGUUUCGAGCGUAACUAGGGUACCCACGUGGUCCUAAUUAUCAGCGCGAUUUCGAGCCUUUUCUGUGCCAAUUUACAGUGUUAAUACUUGUUUGUUGUUGUAAGUGUGGUGGUGGUUAGUGACCCUGAUCCCCCAGAUGAUCAACAGAUGUCUUCCUCACCUGAUAUACUUACGGACUCUUCCCAGGAGACGCGAAAGCGCCCUAGGGAUGAUGAACAAAGUUCAACACCAAAAGGUAAGCGUGUUAUUGUCGACCCCGACUUAGCAUCCGCAAGCAUCCAAACCAUAUUCACGCACCCUAGUCUCGACGCCACCAAGGUGUACGACGACUCUGACCCCGGCCCAUUCAUCGUACAUGUCACCCAGGAAAGCUCGUCGGGAAGUACAGCUCCAGCUGCUUCAUCCCCGCUUAGGGCUAUCAAGUUCGGUCAAUUUUUGUACAAAAAUAAAAUUUCCGACAUCACAAGGGAUGGUGUCAAAAUGACAGGCCGCAACAGGGUCACUGUAGAAUUUAGGUCUGCGAGGGCAGCCAAUGAAUUUAUCAAGCAUCCUGCCCUGACUGCAAACAAAUUUAAGGCUGUAAUUCCAACCUACCACAUCACCCGGAUGGGUGUUGCUAGGCGAGUACCAGUUGAUCUCUCCAUGGAUGAGUUUGUAGGUUCCUUGGACCUCCCGGCUGGCUGUGGUAUUGUCCUAAAAGCCCGGAGAAUUAGCCGAAAAGUAGUUAACAAUGGAAAUACUUCCUACGUCCCCACUCAGACCAUUGUCAUCACCUUUAGAGGUCAACUUCUCCCAGAGAAAAUUUUCUCCUACCGCGCAGCGGUAGAAAUUGAAAGGUAUACUUACCCGACAAUUCAGUGCCAUGCUUGCUGCAGGUUUGGCCAUAUGAAGGCUAGUUGCCGGUCCAAGCCUCGCUGCUACAAGUGUGCCCAGCCACACUUGGGUGAGACUUGCGAUGCCGACCCUCCCACUUGCAUCUACUGUUCCGGAAGUCAUGCCUCCACUAGUAAAAAUUGUCCUGAGCAAGCCAGACAGAAAUCCAUUAAAGUCAUUAUGUCGCAGGACAGCAUCUCUUUCGCUGAAGCCGAUGCUCGACUUCCUAAGAGCAGAAAAUCAUUCGCUGAAGUUACUGCUUCACAACCUAUUGGCCCACCUGCAAACAAAUCAUACAAAAAGACUGUAUACACACAGCGUAGGCCUAGGUCUCCCCUCAGUCCUGGUUACGACAGACUUGCCCAUCAGGCACUUAUCUCUUCCCCAUCUUCCUCACUUCCUAAUGGAAGUGCCCUCAACUCUAUCACUUCUAUCACCCCUAAUGACAACUUAUUAGACAAUCUUCUUUCCUUAGUUGUUAGUCUGCUGGCUAAAUUCAGCGACACAAUACCGCCCCACGUUGCCCUAAAACUCAAGGAACUUACAUCCUUCACCCAGAAUGGCUCUGAACCCGAUCCGGGUCCUCCAGUGGAAUGCUCAGAGCCUUAAAAAUAAAUCACAUGAAUUACUCACUCUCAUUGACGAUAUCAAGCCCGUUGUCGUUGCCAUCUCGGAGUCAUGGCUAGCGCCAGGUUCUCGUUUCCGAGUUCCGGGCUACUCGUGUCUGCGGGAUGACAGGGAUGACGGGUUUGCUGGGUGCGCUUUACUUGUGAAGCGUUCCCUUAUCUUCUCCUCUAUCCCUACCCCCCCUCACGGACAGGAAUUUAAUGUUGUGGCUCUUAGGGCUUUAGACAUUACUUUCGUGUCCGUGUAUUUCCCUAAUCCUCAUCCCUCUCUGCUUCCAUCUUUUUAUAACAUCAUUUCUUCCCUCCCCCAACCUCUCCUGAUCAUGGGGGACUUUAACGCCCAUCAUACCUCAUGGGGUUCUUAUCACACUGACGCUUUUGCAAUCGCCCUCUUAGACAUGCUUGAUACCUUAGAUGUUUGUAUUUUAAAUGACGGCUCUCCUACCCGUCGAGUCCUUCCACGUCAGAACCCAAAAAGUGCUGUUGAUCUCACUUUUUCUUCUCCUCUUCUUUCAACAUCAAUAUUCUGGAGGGUCCUUCCAAAUACUUUUGGGAGUGAUCAUUUUCCAAUUUCUAUUACUAUACCUAACAGAACUAGCGUUCCUGCUGAUUCAUGUGCCUUCCCAAGAUACAUGAUAGGUAGGAAUGACUGGUCCACAUUCAUCACCUCUGUUGAAGAUAAACUUAAUCUGAUCCAACCCUGUUCCAGUGACAACUUUCUUGGUAACUAUGAACUAUUCGAAAAAGCUCUCACAUCCUCUGCUAAAAAUAAAAAAUCUCGUAAGGGCCUAAGAGUCUCACCACCUUGGUGGGAUUCUGACUGCACUUCGGCUAUUGAAGAUCGAAAAAACGCAGAGGAUGUUUAUCUAGCUAAUAUGAGCAUGGAAAAUUUCAUAAGUUACAAAAGAAUAGCCGCACGAACCAAACGGCUUCUUAAAAAGAAAAAGAAACAGGGUUGGAUCAGAUUUUGUGAAAAUCUUUCUCCUAGGUCUCCCUCCUCUCUGGUGUGGAGAUACAUUCGGCGAUAUCGCGGUUCCCUUAAUGUCGAAGAUAUCUUAUGCAACGAUCCCUCUCUAUGGCUAGAAGGGUUCAGCGAUAAACUGGCUCCACCUUAUGUCCCACACUCUAGUGCUCUCCGUCCUCCACCAGCUCCCUUACCAUCUUCAGACAGGUUGGAUUCUCCAUUCUCUAUGGAUGAACUUCAAUCUGCUUUAUCUGGCUUAACCGAUUCUUCUCCAGGUAUUGAUGGCAUUCCAUACUCUUUCCUUUCAAAAUCAAGCCUCAAGGUCAAGUGCUUCUACUUGGAGCUGAUAAACUACUUUCUUGAGUAUGGAGUUACUCCAUGCUCUUGGAGUAAGCAAAUAGUCGUUCCCAUAUUGAAGGCCGGAAAAGACCCCCGUGACCCUAACUCCCGACGUCCAAUCGCCCUCUCCUCUGCUUUGUCGAAAAUCUUGGAACACAUGAUUAAAUGCAGGCUGGAAUGGUUAGUUGAAAACAGGGGAAUCCUCGCCAAAACCCAGUUUGGUUUUAGGAAAGGUAUGAGCACCCUAGACAGUCUUGCAAUUCUUACUACAGAUAUUCACAUCGCAUUUAAGAGGAAAGAAUACCUUGUGGGUGUCUUUCUUGACAUAGCGUCUGCCUACGAUAACGUCCUUCUUCCUGUGCUCAGGCAGAAAAUGCGCCAGCUGAGCAUUCCAGUGAAGCUUACCCGUUUGGUUUGCAGCCUAUUCAUGGAGAGAUCUAUCUACAUAAAAUCCCC